Aphidius gifuensis is the source of this 2449-nucleotide messenger RNA. RefSeq lists its product as uncharacterized. Gene Ontology annotation, molecular function: water channel activity. Bases 356 to 2032 code for a protein of 558 amino acids. The transcript is spliced from 9 exons. Gene Ontology annotation, cellular component: plasma membrane. Gene Ontology annotation, biological process: transmembrane transport. Lineage: Eukaryota; Metazoa; Arthropoda; Insecta; Hymenoptera; Braconidae. The record is from RefSeq and is a predicted model, not a curated record.
GAAGAUUAAAGAACGUGCCUCACGUUCCGAAAUUCAUCAGUCUCUUGUACGUUCUCAACUGAGCGUCAUCUAUCAAUGUAACAGGCCAAUAUUUGCAAACUAAAAUUUUUUUUUUUUUACAAUUAUCAUUUUGUUAAUUUUUAUCAUUAAUAAUUAAAUCUUGAAUGCAAUUUACAAGAUAGUGCCAAGUAUAAUUAUUUUUCAUUUACGUAAAAAAAAAAAAUAACACAAAAAGGCGAAAUUAUUUUUAAGCGUCUGAAAAAUUUGUGACAAAAGUACAUUUUUCUAUUUUUAUACAUGAAAUUGAUUGGGCAAUUUUUAAAAUAGAUAAUUGAGAGAGAAAAAUAAUAAUCAAAUGAAGAUGGAACAUACUAGUAUUUCAAUGGUGACAGGUAAUCCAAGGGGCCAAAGUGGUACAUCAAAAAUCAAUAUACCAAAUGGAAAAAAUAAAAAUGACUCUUUUGGUUUUAAUGAAGUGUUGAAUAAAAAAUCAGGAUGGAAUGUGUUGAUAGCAUCUUUAGCUGAAUUUCUUGGAACAGCAGUGUUAAUAUUUGUUGGUUGUUCUGGAUGUCUUGGUAGUCUUGGUAGUCAACCACCACCAUUUCAAGUUGCAUUUGUAUUUGGAUUUACAGUUACUCUUAUAAUUCAGAGUAUUGGUCACAUAAGUGAUGCUCAUAUUAAUCCAGCAAUAACAAUUGGUUCAAUUGUACUUGGUAAAAAAUCACUGGCUGUUGGUAUAUUUUACAUUUUUGCACAGUGUGCUGGUGCCAUUGUGGGUUAUGGAUUUUUAAAGAUUGUCACGCCAAUUGAUAUUAUGUAUGCUACUAAUCAUACAGGAGUUGAUAGUUUUUGUGUAACUCAAUUAAAUGAAAAAAUUCAUCCAAUUCAAGGAUUUCUUAUUGAACUUGCUGCAACAGGUGUUUUGAUGUUUAUGUGUUCAGCUGUUUGGGAUAGUCGUAAUGAAAAAAAUAGUGAUUCAAUACCAAUUAAAUUUGGUCUUGUUAUUGCUGGAUUAUGCAUGGUAUUUGGACCUCAUACUGGUUGUAGUUUAAAUCCAGCAAGAUCAUUGGGACCAGCAUUGUGGACUGGUAGUUGGGAUAAACACUGGAUUUAUUGGCUUGGUCCAAUGACUGGAGCAUUUAUUGCAUCUGUAUUGUAUCGUUGGAUUUUUGCAGAAAAAUUAAAAUCAUCAGUUAGUUCAUUACCAGUUAAAGCAGAGGUAAAUGCAAAUUCAUCUCAAGCUAGAACUGAAAAUGAAUUAAACAAGAUAAUUUAUGGAGAAGGAGAUAUAUGGCAAACAUUUAUAGCUGGUAUUGCUGAGCUUGUUGGUACAGCAUUAUUAAUUUUACUAGGAUGUGGUGGUUGUGCUGAUGGUAUGGCAUCAACAGAACUCCAAAAAACACUUGUGUUUGGUCUAACUGUCAUGAUUGUUGUACAGUGUUUUGGUCAUAUCAGUCAUGCACAUGUAAAUCCAGCAAUAACUGUUGGAUCAGUUAUACUUGGUAAAAAACCAAUUGCUGAAGCAAUGGUAUUUAUUAUUGCUCAAAAUCUUGGUGCAAUUUUGGGCUAUGGAUUAUUAAAGAUGAUGAUUCCUUCAUCUUCGUUUGGUGUUAAUUUUUGUGUAACAAAUAUCAAAGUAUCAUCAUCACAAGGUUUUAUGAUUGAAACAAUUUCAACAAUGAUUUUGAUGACACUUGCAUGUGCAGUAUGGGAUGAAAGAAAUAAAUUAAAUACUGAUUCAACAGCAUUAAAAUUUGGAUUAGCAGUAACAUGUCUUGCAACAGUAUUUGGACCUUAUACUGGCUGUAGUAUGAAUCCAGCAAGAUCAUUUGGUCCAGCAGUGUGGAGUAAUAAUUGGUCUCAACAUUGGAUUUAUUGGAUUGCUCCAAUUAUUGGUGCAGCAUUGGCAUCAUUUAUUUAUCGUUUUAUAUUCAAUAGAAAAACAACUACAACAGAUGAUAAAUCUUUGUCACCUGAAGCUGUUGCUCUCAAUAGUUUUUCCACUUAUGGUGUUGAAAAAUCAGAGGCUUAACAAAUGAGUAUAUAUAAAAUAUUUAAAUAAAUUUGUAUAAAUAUAUAUAUGAAAACUUUGCUGAUUUCAAGUGGAUCAACAAUUAGAUGCUAAAAAAUUUUAUGUGAAUAUUUUUGUUAUGAAAAAAAAAAAAAAAAAAAUAUGUAAAUAAAUGUGUUGAUUUAUAAAUAGUUUCUAUAUGAAAAUUUAAUCAAAUUUUUUUUUCAAAUCUUUCACAAAAUCAUUUUUAUUAUUAUAAAAUUUAUAAAAUCAAAAUGACUUUUAUUUUUCCUUAAAUUUGUGUGUACAAAAAUAAAAUUACCUUGUAUGGGUAUAUUUUAAUAGAAAAAAAAAUAAGAAAAACAUUAGGCAUGAAAAUUUGAGGGCCAGUAAAAUAACAAUAAAGUUUUUAAAUUUUAAUUUUGUGGAAAAAGAAAA